Messenger RNA from Staurois parvus, 304 nucleotides. The record is from the annotation of a GenBank genome assembly. NCBI's taxonomy places the organism in Eukaryota, Metazoa, Chordata, Amphibia, Anura, Ranidae.
ACGCAGAAAACUUGCGUUCAGCAGUCGAUUUUAUCAGCGUUUCAAAUGCAAAGCGGAAAAUCGCAUUUAUAAACAUUUGCAUCUGAAAAUUAUUUAUAACUCUUCCAGUUCCCAAUGCUGUCCAGAGCCUUUUUCAUCAUGAGAAAUGCAUGCAAACCAUUUUCAAGGUGGACAAAACACUGAACACAGGAUGUUCCCACCAAGUUUGUCUCACAUUGUAAUGACCAAUUCACACCUCAGGCCUCUCCCACCCUUGGAAACAAAAGAUAUGUUAAUGACCAUUCACACCUCAAAUUCCUCAUGA